AUGGCUAAGAAUCCGACUCGUUCUAACAAAGUGAAUUCGAUCGAAAUUGACAAUAUGUCAGCAAAACAAGAACAAAUUCCAAUUACUACAGAUAUUAGAACAAUUCAAGGAGCACAAAUAAGAAAUAAUCCAACCUACCCGAUUACACAUGAUCCUCGCCAGGCUCAAGAAGGAAUAGGUGGCUGUGGUUAUGCACUGGUGAUUUUGUCAUGGAUUAUAUGUAUUUUUACCUUUCCAUUUUCAUUGUGUGUUACUGUUAAAGUCGUACAAGAAUAUGAACGAGCUGUUAUCAUGCGACUUGGUAGAAUUUUACAGGGAGGUGCGAAAGGUCCAGUGACAUUCGAUGUUCCACCGCAAGAGAUAUUGACACGUGAUUCUGUGACCGUAUCUGUUGAUGCUGUUGUCUAUUUUCGAAUAUUUAAUCCAAUAAUUUCUGUUACAAAUGUAGAAAAUGCGCGUUAUUCAACACAAUUAUUGGCAGCCACAACACUCAGAAAUAUUCUUGGCACUAAAACAUUGCAGGAAAUAUUAUCUGAUCGUGAAAAUAUAUCACAUGCAAUGCAGAGUCACCUUGAUGAAGGUACUGACCCAUGGGGUGUGAAAGUUGAGCGGGUUGAAAUUAAAGAUGUUCGCCUACCUGUUUCAAUGCAACGUUCAAUGGCCGCUGAGGCUGAAGCUGCUCGGGAAGCUCGUGCAAAAAUAAUUGCCGCGGAAGGUGAACAAAAAGCAUCAAGAGCAUUGAAGGAAGCUGCUGAUGUAAUCUCAGAAUCACCAAUAGCUCUUCAGUUACGUUAUUUACAAACAUUAACGCAUAUAAGCGCCGAGAAAAAUUCAACAAUUGUUUUUCCUAUCCCAGUGGAAUUAUUACGAUUAAUGAAAACUCGGGCAGAAAAAAGUUAA
This is a messenger RNA of Didymodactylos carnosus, 900 nucleotides long. The record is from the annotation of a GenBank genome assembly. NCBI's taxonomy places the organism in Eukaryota, Metazoa, Rotifera, Eurotatoria, Philodinida, Philodinidae.